Messenger RNA from Poeciliopsis prolifica (blackstripe livebearer), 5362 nucleotides. RefSeq names its product oxysterol-binding protein 1-like. The coding region runs from base 125 to 2503 and encodes 792 amino acids. Gene Ontology annotation, cellular component: membrane; intracellular membrane-bounded organelle; cytosol. The transcript has 18 exons. The record is from RefSeq and is a predicted model, not a curated record. Gene Ontology annotation, molecular function: sterol binding. Lineage: Eukaryota; Metazoa; Chordata; Actinopteri; Cyprinodontiformes; Poeciliidae.
CGACGCACAACGCGUUGCUAAGUAUUUAGCACAGCUAACGCUUCUGCUCCUUCGUCCUGUCUUCUUGCAAGAGAUGCUCGCGGACAGGAUUUAAACUCGCUGAGUGAAAUCACAAGUAGUUGUGAUGUCGGAGCCCAAACCCCCCACUCCUACCACCCCGACCCCUGGAGACAUGUACAAGGGAUGGCUCUUCAAAUGGACUAAUUACAUAAAAGGUUAUCAGAGACGAUGGUUUGUUCUCAGCAAUGGAUUACUGUCUUACUACAGGUGUCAGGCGGAGAUGGGUCACACCUGCAGAGGCACCAUAAACCUGGCCACCGCCAACAUCGCUGUGGAGGACUCUUGCAAUUUUGUCAUUUCCAACGGGGGAGCGCAGACGUAUCACCUGAAGGCCAGCUCUGAAAUCGAGCGCCAGCGAUGGAUCACUGCACUGGAACUCGCUAAGGCCAAAGCCGUGCGCAUGCAGGACGAAUCUGACGACUCUGCUGAUGAGUUCUCUGCAGCGCCCCCUGCCUCCACUCAGGCAGGGGGAUCUCAUACGUCAGAAGUCCAGUCCACGCUGCGCACCCUGGGCAGCAAGGUGGAGGACCUCACCACCUGCAACGAUCUGAUCGUUAAACAUGGCUCUGCUCUGCAAAGGUCUUUAUCAGAGCUGGAGGGGCUGCAGGCUGGAACGGACCUGGGGGAAAAGAUCCGACAGGUCACAGAAAGGGCCACGCUUUUCCGAAUCACCUCCAACGCCAUGAUCAAUGCCUGUAGGGACUUCCUGUCCAUCGCCCAGAGCCACAGUAAGCGCUGGCAGAAGGCCUUACAGACCGAGAGGGAGCAGAGGAUUCGCCUGGAGGAGACGCUGGAGCAACUAGCCAAACAGCACAACCACCUGGAGAGAGCGUUCAGAGGCGCCACUGUUCUGCCACCUUCCCUCAGCAAUCCCAACAUAAGUAUUAAAAGCAGUGUUUCAGGAAAGGGCGAUGCCAGUGAUGAAGACGAUGACAACGAGUUCUUUGAUGCAAUGGAAGACCCAACAGGAUUCAUUACUGUUCCUGCUGACCCGAAGUACCACAGGAGAUCUGGCAGCAAUAUCAGCGGGAUAAGCAACGAGACGGGAAUGGACGACCAGUCGUAUGAUGAACUGUCCUUGGCGUCCAAUUCUGAGUCUUCGCCGCCUCUUGAGCUGGAGCCGGUCAGACAAAGACGGACUCGUAUUCCCGACAAACCCAACUAUUACCUUAAUUUGUGGAGCAUCAUGAAGAAUUGUAUCGGAAAGGAGCUCUCAAAGAUACCGAUGCCGGUGAACUUCAACGAACCGCUGUCUAUGCUUCAGCGUCUGUCUGAAGACCUGGAGUACUACGAGCUCCUGGACAAAGCUGCAAAGUGUCAGAGCUCUUUAGAGCAGAUGUGCUAUGUGGCGGCUUUCACUGUCUCGUCCUACUCCACCACGGUCCACCGCACAGGGAAGCCCUUCAACCCCUUACUGGGGGAAACAUUUGAGCUGGACCGGAUUCGAGAGUCCGGUUACCGCUCGCUCUGUGAACAGGUAAGCCACCAUCCACCAGCUGCAGCCCACCACGCCUUCUCCGAGAAGGGCUGGACCCUCAGACAGGAAAUCACACUGGCCAGCAAGUUCCGGGGAAAAUACCUUUCCAUUAUGCCUCUGGGCUCCAUCCAGUGUAUGUUUGAUAAAAGCAACAAUCACUACUCCUGGAAAAAAGUUACAACGACCGUUCACAAUAUCAUCGUUGGGAAACUGUGGAUUGAUCAGUCAGGAGAGAUCGAUGUGGUGAACCACAAGACGGGAGAUCGCUGCCAUCUCAAGUUUGCUCCUUACAGCUACUUCUCUAGAGAUGUACCCCGGAAGGUGACAGGAGUUGUGACGGAUAAGGACGGGAAGGCUCAUUAUGUUCUUUCAGGAACAUGGGAUGAGAAGAUGGAGUUUUCCAGGAUCAUGCAAAGCAGCAAAGGCGAGAAUGGGACUGAGGGUAAACAGAGGACUGUUUACCAAACCCUCAAACCCAAAGAAAUCUGGAGAAAGAACCCUUUACCGGAAGGAGCAGAGAACAUGUAUUACUUCUCCUCUCUUGCGUUGACCCUAAACGAACCCGAGGAGGGCGUGGCGCCGACGGACAGCCGGCGGCGUCCAGACCAGCGCCUGAUGGAAGAAGGUUGCUGGGAUGAAGCGAACGCAGAGAAACAACGGCUGGAAGAAAAGCAGCGCUCUACCCGGCGAGAACGGGAAAGAGACGCAGUUAAAGCGGUUCCAACGCCUGAGGAAGCUCUUGCACAUAAGGGUGGCACCACAGGAAGUGAGAUUUCUGAUGAAACUGAUGCAGAGGACUCUCCCCCCCCCACGCCUGUUGCAUGCGCCCAUCCGGACAAUUACCAAGCGCUGUGGUUCGAGAAGAUCCACGACUCCGUGUCUGGAGAGACGCUGCAUGUCUACAAGGGAGGCUACUGGGACGCCAAGGAGCAGGGAAGUUGGGAAAUGUGUCCCGACAUCUUCUGAUUACAGAUGCCUGUAGCCUCACCAUCAGUCUGUUGGAUGUGGCUCUCAAAGCACACUUGGUGCUUGUGGGUAUUGUAGUCAUUGCGCUGCUGGUUGUGUUGCAUUUCAUUGGCCUCAUGAGUCAGCUCUAAAACCGGGGAAUGGUGUCAUCUCUUAGCUCCACUGUGUUCCAGGGGAAAGAGAGAAAAGCUUAAGUUAUGUUCUGACCAUUCGAUGCUAAACGUAACUAUUAUUGCUGAUUCAAGGAGAAAACAGAAUUCUAUAUUUUGUGCAUUCAGUCACUGGAACAGAACAUGCACUAAUUCCUGGACAAAUUGACAGAAGAACAAGCUAAAGUUGAUCACCUCACUGCAAAAACACAUUUCACCAAAUCUUUCUGAUCCGGUUUCUCGUGUAAAAAUCUCAGUGCACUUUAAAUGAGACAAAAUGUACAUAUAAGUAACUUUUCAAAAAGACAUAGGGCCUUGAUUUAAGUUAAUAAUUCCCUCACUUAUAACAUGGGAAAAAUGUCUUGUUCAAAAGGAAAUAAUCUGCUAGUGAAACUAGUACUUUUUCAUCAAUAUUAAGGAACUAGAGUUAACAAAGCUCAUAUUUUCUUGCUGAAAAGCUACUUGUAAGUUACUUUUUUCCUUAUUUCGCGUUUGCUAAGAUAUUUGCACUAGAAACGAGACCAAAAAUACUGGUUAAAAUGUGUUUUUGAACAGUCACAGUGCUCAACUGUAAGCAUUCCUCAUGCACGAAGCAGCCUGGACUUUGAGGUUCUGGAUGGUGUAAAAAAGCAACUCCUUCAUUCCUAGACUUCAGAAAAUCUGACUCAUGUGUUCAGUGAAAUGCAUCAUCAGCUUUCAGAGCUCCUCUUCUCUCCAUUGCCACUCCUCUCCCAGUUUGAAAUCUUCCAAUCCAAUUAUGAUUUGAUCAUCCUCUAUACAGUGCCUUAUAAAAGUAUUUACCCACCUUCCAUUAAACUUUUCACAUUUUGUCACAUCAUAACUGCAGUAAGUUAUGUCAAAGUUUCCUCCUAUGUCAGCCCAAUGUAUUGUGUAAUUGUGAAGUGGAAGAGGAAGGCUUAAUCAAAAUAAAACAUAAAAAUGUGUGGUGCAUUUCCACUAAAUUUUCCAUAAUAAAUUUCUUAUUGCUACAACUUCAUGUCUUUUCUGGACUAAAUCUACAAGUUUUGUACAUCUACUUUUCAUAAUUCUGUUCUCCCACUGGAUAUGUGCUUCAUUUACAUUCAGGUCAACUCUAUUGACUAAUCAGACAACUUCUGAAGGCACUUGGUGGCACUGGGUUUUAUUUGAGGGCAUUAAAUUAAUAGGGACUAAAUACAAAUCCACCCCAUCAUUUUUAACACCUUGUAUCGUUUUCCUUCAACGUCACAAUUAUACCCUACUUUGAAUUUAAUAAUAACAAAAGUAAAAUACUUUGGAAUUUAUGGUUGUAACACGUUGAUACUUUUCCAAAGCGCUGUAUGUAUUUGUUUUGUUUGUGAAAGCUAUUCCAUUAAAGGCAGUUCAUUGUUGUUGUUUUUUUUUUUUUGAUUUGAAUUAUUUUGCAGUGAAUCCAUGUUCACUUUGAGCAAAGUUGAAUUAUCUCAAAGCUGGAAAAUAUGUAGACCAUUGUGCUGUGUGUUUCUACCAAAGGUCUACUUUUUCUACUCUGUAAAAAUCUUUUAAUUGUAUUUAUUUAGUGCUUUCUUUCCAGACUCUUGCCCUCCAUAAAGUAUAAUAUAGAAACACAUGGUGAUGGGUGGAGUAGCUGUUUCUGGAUGUCCAGAUGUUUCAUUUUUAAGUGGUGGUGUAUUUAAUUAAUUUAUUUUUUUUCCAGUCUCAGAAUACAUUUCCUGAUAUUGUGCAGAGUGUUACUUUGUUCCGUUUUACCCUGUGUGAAUACGAAGUUGCUAACAGGAAUUCUAAAGAAAUCACUUUUAGGUCAAUGAGAAUCCAUUUGUGUCUCUUCCUUCAAUAAUUCAUUUUAAACUGCAGGUUUUAUCUCUAGAUUUAAUGACCUGGUUUCAUACAAUCCUUUGGUAUAAAAGGUGAAGAUGAAGGAUUUGAUCUUCACCUUUAAGGAGUUUUAGUAGUGAACUAAAAACAAAAACAUGGUUCAAGGUGUAUGUUUUUGUUGUGAGGUGUGGGGGUGGUCCAUUAUUACCAUAUUACUUCUUAAUCACAGUUUUAACCUUAUGAAUUGAGUGAUUUGUGUGCUGCAGGUGUCACAUUCUUCCAGAGCAAUAUGAUGACCGGGUGUUGGUUCUUAAAGAGUUUCUUCUGUUUCUUUGUUGUAUAAUUCAAACUGGGUUACGAUGUGACUGAUUAAAAUGAAAGUGAAAUGUUCAUAUUUCUUAUUAAAGUGUACUUACAAAUGAAGACGCGUUGAAAAACCGAUGCUGUGUACAUAAAUCAGAUGGUGAAGGAAGUGACUGCAGUUAGAUAGUCCUAAACAGAGAAGCACUUUAAAGUUGUUUUUUGUUUUACAGUUUGAAGUUUUUUCAUUGGCAUGGCCAGUUUUUUAUUUGGAACAUUUAUUAAUUUGGCCCACAGAAAUGUAUGUUUUUACCCACAACAUUUAAACUUGCAACUGCAUCUAUUCAGAUGAUUCAGUUUACAGAUUCUUUACUUCUUUUUCUAAAUAUAAAUUCCUCUGUGAUUUUGUUGCUCCAUUGUCUGUCUUUGUUUUAUUAAAUCUUUUUUUUUAUCUUAUUUUCUCCAUUUCUGCAUAUUAUUAUUGUUAUUGUAGUUACUCCACUGCACUUUGUAGGCUGUCAUUGUUCACAGAAGAGAUUUAAAGUUGUGCUUGCACUUUAUGUAACUGAGUGUUCCAGGAUGUAAUAUGACUAAUAAAUGGUUGGUUUCAUUUGGA